This is a messenger RNA of Daphnia carinata, 1773 nucleotides long. RefSeq lists its product as uncharacterized. The coding region runs from base 319 to 1752 and encodes 477 amino acids. Lineage: Eukaryota; Metazoa; Arthropoda; Branchiopoda; Diplostraca; Daphniidae. The transcript has 4 exons. The record is from RefSeq and is a predicted model, not a curated record.
CUCUGCCUGAAUAAAUCGAUGCCAACUUCUUCACCUGGAAAUUUUGGUCAUUUUUUAUCUUUUAAUCAAGUGUUUUUCCCCAUUUCGUUCUUUGGGUAGAACCCGUUACUUUAGCAGACAAAAAGCCUAACGUCAAGAUCAGAUUGAUUCAUUUGGAUGCCAUCAAACCCUUCCGUGUUACUCGGUGGCAUAAGGUUUAAAACGUACUUCUCCAGUUAGUUUUUUAAGUUACAAAAGUAAGCUAAGUAAGAAGUGACUAUCACUCUUAUUUUAUUUUCGCGUAAUUCCAUCGGUCAGGAACAGGAAUUAUUCGACAACAUGGCAGAUGUUGGCAUGGAGCUGGCAGAACAUCAACUCUUUUGGAAAACGCUUUUUGAAGAGAAACAGUUAGCUCCAAAAUUGGCCUUGUUGGCAACUGUUGACGGUGUUACGUACGACGACAUGCCCCAAAACGGACAAGUACAUGUCUCAGUCCAUUCCGCAUCCAAUCUCGGGGAUAAUUUUAUGAGCGACACGUUCACCGUGUCAGCCCAAUUGAAGCGACGUUACACGACCAAGACUUAUAAGGCCUUUGCCAAGAUACUGCCUUCCAACCUAUUGCUGCGUCAAGCAGCUUAUGAAUCGCACACUCAUCAUCACGAGAUGCACAUGUACCUUCGUUUCUUCGGCCUCCUGCGCGAAAUGCAUGUUGGACAACCCAUCACGCUCGAUGUCCCUAAUAUUUACUACGUCAACAUUGAAGAAAUUGUCCAAGACAAGACGGAUGGAUCAGGCACUUGCAUUGUCCUCGAGGAUCUUUCAUCGCAAGGUUAUUGCAUGUCGGAUAAAUUUGGAGGGGCUGAUUACCGGCACUGCCACAUGGCAUUAACUUCACUGGCUCAUUAUCACGCUUUAACUCUGAAUGCCGUGAGAACGUGGCAAGAUCCGUCCACUGGCGAAUUAUCCAAUUUGCCACACUCUGCAAGGUUUUUAACGCAGGAAAAGACUGUUUACGAAUUCAGUGCGGUUCAAACUGCCAAAGACUUUUGCAAUCGUAUGAUCGAGUUUACCCAAGAUGUUAAAAGACCAGACCUGGCUGAAUGGCUUCAAAAGUUGAUGGACGAUCGGCUGUCUGAAGUCGUCCUUGUUGAUACGGUGCAAUCGUGUGGACCACUGGCCUGCGUACUACAUGGAGACUUUUGGAACAACAAUAUUCUAUUCAAAUAUUCAGAUGAAGCUCAGCAAGGUGGAAUCAACAACAUUCCCGUUUCCUUGAAGUUGAUUGACUUUCAACUUUCGAGAGUUGGCCAUCCAGUGACUGACAUCCUCUAUUUCAUGUACGCCAGUGCCAAACCAGAGGUUAGACAGCGACACAUGCAGGGAUUGUUACGUCAUUAUUUUGAUACGUUGAAUGCCGACUUGCGGCUGUUUGGUGUUACACUUCAUUAUUACACCUGGCAAGAUUUUCUAAACGAUUAUAAGAAGAGAUCGUUGAUGGGCCUAAUCUUUGGUGGCUUGAUCAUGUCCAUGGGACUGGCUAAAGCCGUCGUGUCUACGAUGCAACAUUUGGAUGAGGAAGAACACCUUAAAGGGACAAGCAGCAAAGGACCUGUUAAUGAAACACAUGAAGAAGAGUUCAGUGGGAAGAGCGCCUCAUUUGAGGAGACGAUAAAGAACAUGAUGACUUCUCACAAACUGAGCGAUAAUCCAAUUUUAACUGAUCGUCUUUUGAAACUCAUCACGGAAGUUUAUAGCCUACAUAAUACGCCAUAAAUACGGAAUUCUUAACGUCCA